Molecule: messenger RNA, 1749 nt
Organism: Capsicum annuum
Lineage: Eukaryota; Viridiplantae; Streptophyta; Magnoliopsida; Solanales; Solanaceae
Exons: 8
Coding region: 166-1440 (424 amino acids)
Source: RefSeq, a predicted model, not a curated record
GCAACUUUCGCUAAUAGUUAGACACUCUUGUGCCUUAUAAAAAUAUAUAUGGCUUCUAGAAACAAAUUUAAGUGGCUACUACAGAUUAUUUUGUGUCUCAAUAUUUGACAGUGAAUUUCAUGUUGUAAAAUUCAUUCUAGUUUUCUAGAACAAGGGGAAGCUGCUAUGGGUAGUUUGGCUUGUUCAUGGCUUACUGGAUCCUAUCCUUCUAGAACAUUCUUCAAUCUCCCAUCUUCCACCACUACCACCUCCUCUCUUCCUUGCUUCACUAUAUAUUGCUGUAAUUCUGAUUUUACAUCUCAACUAUCCAAAAAUGAUCUCAAAUUUGUUCUUCAUGAUGCUCUUGAUGCAUUUGAUGUCAAUACUAACCAUGCUCGUAUAGCGAGAGAAGGAUUCUGUUCACAAAUUCGAAAACUAUCGACUAUUGAGAGAGAAACGAGUAUUUGUAUAAAUAGAGGGGUUGAUUUAGGAAAAGCAGCUCUACAUAUAGCAGCUGAGGAUGAUUCUCUUGUUUCGCACUCCUCUGUUCCGCUACCUGUUGAUGAUUUUUUGGAGAGAUUGGAUCAUCUAUCGAUGGGAUACUGUUCGCGUUAUAGCUCCUCUUUUGCAUCUUCUCCGGAGCACUUUAUUCACUGUUUGGAGAAGUAUUUGUAUGUUAAUAAGGGUUUCCGAAGGAAUGGUGCAACGAGUCAAUCAGAGACACGUGCUCUUUAUCUUCACUCGGUUUUAACACAUCGUUGUGGUUCUGCUUCACUGCUUUUGCUUUUGUACUCAGAGAUAUUGAAGAUGCUGCGCUUGUGGGGUUUUUUAAGUUUUGAUAUUGAGGUUUUCUUCCCUCAUGAUUCUUUGAGCUCCCCUCGAGGCUACUGCAAACAAAAAACUAAAGAAUCUGAUCAACUACGUGUCAUGACUACACAAUCAUUGCUAAAGGAGAUGCUGACAGAUUUGAAGGAUGCUUUCUGGCCAUUUCAGCUUGAUCGUACUAAGAGUCCUUUCCUGAGAGCAGCACGAGCUGCCAACUGUUCAGAAAGUACCAACAAUUCUGAAGAAAGUGCAUUUGAGCUUGCAUCUGUCAAGGCUGCUCUGCAUCGGCUAGAGCGUGGUGUUUGGACCAGUGUUCGUUUUGGGGACAUGAGACGUGCACUCGCUGCAUGUGAACGUCUUAUCCUCUUGCAAACUGAUCCUAGAGAAUUGAGGGAUUAUGGUGUUCUACUCUACCAUUGUGGAUUUUAUAAGGAAGCACUCCACUACUUUACAUUAUACCAGGAUGAGAAGAAUUGUGUAAUGCAAAAGGAAUCGUUUGGUUUGAUUGAUAAUGUGGAGGAAGAAGAAGCCAUGGAGAAAUUAAUGAUUCGCCUAAACCUCAUUUUGAUGGAGGAAGGUUGGUCUCUCCCCCCAGAUAACAAAAGAUUCCUGCGCAAUAACUCCGAGCCCUGGUAACACUAGUAAUGUUUCGUUCGGGUGUUUUCGAAGUAUGGAGAAGUGAAACUUGUGGAAUCUGUCCCUUCAAAGUAUCUAAAAUUUGAGCAGAUCCUCUAUAGGAAAAUGUGUACAACGAAAUAAUGUAUCAAAUGAUAGGUUAAAUGUAACACACAAAUUUUCAGUAUCAUGUGUGUAGGGAGAGUACUACAGUCCUUUUAACCCAUAACAAUAUGCUCAAACUAUUCCAGUUAAAUGGAAGAAAAGAAUACUUCAUGGCAUAAUAUGUUUUUGAUGACAAAAAUAAGCAGAAACUCUUGUUGCUAAUAA